Branchiostoma belcheri (Belcher's lancelet) is the source of this 3222-nucleotide messenger RNA. RefSeq names its product fibroblast growth factor 16-like. Gene Ontology annotation, cellular component: cytoplasm. Gene Ontology annotation, biological process: fibroblast growth factor receptor signaling pathway; regulation of cell migration; positive regulation of cell population proliferation. Gene Ontology annotation, molecular function: fibroblast growth factor receptor binding; growth factor activity. The coding region runs from base 171 to 872 and encodes 233 amino acids. The record is from RefSeq and is a predicted model, not a curated record. Lineage: Eukaryota; Metazoa; Chordata; Leptocardii; Amphioxiformes; Branchiostomatidae. The transcript has 3 exons.
AACACCUCCCCCGUCACAGUGCCACUAGCUACGACCACGGCAGCAGUACAGCAGUACUAGUACCGUACCGACCGGGGAAAGACCCAGCUUCCGACUAGACUGAGAUCUCUCCCUACUAUUACCAGACCCACAGCCUAGUGGCAUCCAUGUGACACACGUAGCGCGCCGACAUGGAUUUUCGCCUUGUUCUACUGGUGGCGGCGGCGGCCUGCCUGCCGUCGGCGGCCUGGUCGGGGCGUCGGCAGGAUGAGGCCGGGAACAACCUGUGGACGGAGGCCGACCUGGAGCGCUGGCCCAGGGACUCCGAGAACAACUUCGCCUUUUGGGAGAACCUGUCCCGGAGGUGGCAGAUGGUUCGCGUGGUGCAGUUGUACUGCCGGACGGGAUAUCACCUCCAGGUUUUCCCCGACGGAGCCAUCAACGGGACCCGCCAGGACGAGAGCCCGUGGGGUAUCAUGGAGAUCCGGCCGGCCGGUCUGGGCAGCGUGGUGAGCAUCAAGGCGGUGUUCAGCGGCAGGUACCUGGGCAUGAACAGCAAGGGAGACCUCUACGCCGCGGACAAAAUUGGCGAGGAGACGGCCUUCACGGAAUGGACGGACAAGGCUGGGUACAAGGUGUACGAGUCCAUCCUGUACGGACACUCGGGUCCCGAGGCCAGGAAAUUCUGCGUGGCCCUGAACAAGAACGGGAAGCCCAGGAACGGGCGCAGGACCAAGAGGUCCCGGGCCUCCGCCCAGUUCGUCCCGCGCAAUAUGGGCGAGUCGUCCCGCCUGCCGACCAACAGAGCCAUGAGACUUGUCAGGUACAGGAAGAAGCAGAAGAAACAGCGCAGACGAAACAGAAGAAAACAGAAGCGACCGUCUAGGCAGUAAAGUAUGCGACAAAGGACCUCAAUAAUAGAGAUAGAUAGGCGAGUGCAUUGCUCCGAAUGAGAGGCUGGCAUCUGGCGAGAGACUCAGUCGGGGGUUGCAACAACUACUUUGGACGUUCAAGUUCGCUCUCCUGUAUUAUUGUCAACUCCUAACAGACAAUUCCCUGAAUGCAACGAAUAUUCUUGCCGAAUUUCGAAAUUCUCCGAACAUUUGGUCCAAGUUGACGACGACAUGCACGAUCCGCAAGAAUGGAGUUCUCAGUCCCAUGGCGAAGCUCAAGUUACGAACUCUAGUCGAGAAAAACAGAUACUUCCAAGCACAACUACCGAUCUAACCAAUACGUGAUGACAGGGGCAACUGAUGUUCUGAAUCACAAUACAGUGUCAAACAAAGUGCCAAACAGAGUGCCAAAGAAAGAACCUGACCGUCUCCAAGGGCAGUCGCAAGACGCAAGAUGAGUGACGACAACGUGUACAACAACUACACCGAAAAUUAGAGACUUUCCAGCGACUUGACUGUGAGUGGUGGUGUCACUCCACCGUGAAAACAUGAAGUAUUGGUCUUUGCAUCAUUAUCUAUAUCCUACCGACUUGUUGAGUCUUUUAGAAUUGUCAUAUUUAUCUUCAUACACAUUGCAUAGGCCGUCCAGACAGUCUAUAGCCACAAACUUGCUGAACAGAAUAGUCUUAUGGUCAUAACGUGUAUCUUUUUAUGUCGGGUUAUGCGUUGCUAAAUAGUUUUGGAGAUAUAGAUCAGUGUCAAAUCCCAUAGUUGUGAUAAUGAGCCCUAUGUGUAUGCAUUGAAGCCACCAUAUGGCUCACAGUUCAUUGAUUUACAGAAAUCCGUAAGCCACGUAGCCUUAAUUAAAUAGCGACAGGUGUCAGUGCAGGAUGACCAGACCCAGGAGUGUCCGUCACUUCUAAGAAACUAGCCAGUCGUCGCGCCAAACCAACAACAACCCCUACAACACCGACUCGGUCAAUGGGGCGAAACUGAAGAGCUACGAACUUUCCUAAUUUUCGACUCGCAGUCAGUCUAUCUUUGUCGGACGUGGGUGAAACAUCAAAGCGGCGAUAAGAGCGGAGAAUUGGGGACUUUACAGGAGCGACGACUGAUCGGCACAUCCGCCUGCGCCGUCCGCCCACAUAGCGACCUUCCCCGCUCUCUUGUUUGUACUAGUAGCUGUUUCAGAGUCUCAGGUGCCUUCUGUUUUUCAGAGGCCAGAUAGCCCGGGUGCCAUCUUAUGUUUGUAUACCGGGCUCCCAUACUCUCCACCCAAAAAUAUUUUUCAGGGAGCAAGUAUUGGAGCCACGGUAUACAUGUACAAAUAGGAUGGCACCCAGGCUACAUUUUCAUAACGUACUGUAUGUACACCUUUUUCUGAUAAGUCUCUACCUAUCUCCCAAACCAUCACACCGAGUUAUUCGACUCGAAGAAGUAAACUAGCAGCAUGUGUGUCCUAAAGUGAUGAUAGAGGACUGGAAGAAUUGAAAGAGCCCGUUCUCUUUUUAAAUUAUUGUCGGGGAGCAGGCCCUGCGCGGCCUUUGACCCCCCGUUAGUGAGGAGACAGGAUGAGACAGCGGUGAAUUCCAAGGGGAUUAUCUCCUGUUUCUACUUAAUAGACUAGGUAACUUGAUACGUUCCCGGCUGCGAUGUAAGAAAGUUGUAUAUUUGUCCUGUAUAUAACAUCAUAUGAGAGGUAAGACAUUGUUUUCAUUAUAAAACAGACCUAGCUUCAAACUCAAUCGACUGACACAGCGGGAGGUGGCGUGGACGUCAGGGUGUUCUUAAACUUGGCAGUGUUGAUGUAGACCUAGGGGGACUUGAGGGGACAUGCUGAACUUCCUAUGGAAACGGACGAUAUAUUGUGCUAUUUCAACUUGGAUCGUUUUGAGAGAAGUGACAAUGAGGCAGUAAUAUAUAUUUCGCAAAGGUGUUAGCAGGUAUUUGUUGAAAACGGCUGUGACCGUUUUGUGAGAAGGACCGCAUAAGAGUUUAGUCAAUUUAUUCCCCUCAUGAAAUUUUAUAGACAGUUUAUACCCUGACGCUGCAAUGGAAUGUAUAAGAGCUUGCUAAUCUGUGUCGAAAGCAAAGUUAAUGUGACUGAUUGUUAAGUACAAUACCAUUUUUAACAUAAGCAUACGUACAAAUAGUUGUCAGUAUUGUUUUAGUUUCAUAUGAAGAACAGUUUAUACACAUGGUACAUAACGAUAGCAGCGACAAACACUGUUGUUGUGCUCCUAAUUAUGUUAUCAGUUUUUGCAACCGAAGUAUGACAAAGACAGUACCCCGUCUUGUUAAUUUGUACAAAUUAAUCCUAUAUUGAAGUAAAUAAAGCGAAUAAUAUGUU